GCCCCAGAUCCAAUUUUCUCCUCUCUGAGAUUCCCCCAUUUGGAAGAAGAACAUAGAGAUGAUGCAGAGAUGGUGCUGGAGGCUCCGCUCUUUGGCAGCCCUUGCUUCCUCUACCCACCUCCGCCCUCCCGCCGCUGCUCGUCUCCUCCACACUGUCCCCAAUUUAUUCCACAAACCCCCACUCGCCUCUCGUUCUCUAAUUGCACCCAAUUUUACCUCCCACAUCAGCGCCUCCACCUUUCCCACUCCUAUCACACAGUCGCCUCUCUCUUUGAUCCAAGUACGGCAUAUCACUGCUAAGCAGAGGAAGAGGAAGUUGAAGAGUAGGAAGCCAAUGACUCCAGUAGUUUCCAAAGUCAAAAAAGUCAAAAUCAAAGGCUACUCGUCUUAUAAAAGCAGAUUUAGGCUUAUGCAUGAUGGGCAAAUCAGGCGGUGGAAGGAGGGGAAGAGGCAUAAUGCAUUCUCAAAGUCUAAGAAGUCAAAACGACGACUGAGACAACCUGGUAUUGUUCCUGCAGCUUAUGCAAAGGUAAUGAAGAAGCUAAAUUUCUGCGCUUGAAGCAAAGUUCGCAAUGCAGCAGCCUCGUUGUCGCUGGGAAGGCUGCCCUUGUCAUCAAAGCAUACUUCAUCUCAUGAUUUCCAUACAGCUUGUAAGUCAGUUUGUCAAGGCUCCUCUAACUGGUUGAUAGAUUUAGUCCAGAUUUGCAGUUUUGCGGAUUACUGCAUUUCGUUUGAAUUGGUUGUCUUGAUGGUUCAAUUGUGCUUUCCUCAACAAGACAACUGCUCAAAACGCUGAGAUGUAUAAGGUGGGGUUGCAGCAUAUUUUGUGCUUGCAACAUUAGAGGAUCAAGAAAGCUGUUUGUUUUUUAAAGUUUCAGAUUAAUUACGAUUUCUAUCUUAGAGAUUUUAUUUUUGGCA
Molecule: messenger RNA, 918 nt
Organism: Salvia splendens (bonfire salvia)
Lineage: Eukaryota; Viridiplantae; Streptophyta; Magnoliopsida; Lamiales; Lamiaceae
Exons: 4
Coding region: 59-559 (166 amino acids)
Biological process (GO): translation
Cellular component (GO): ribosome
Molecular function (GO): structural constituent of ribosome
Source: RefSeq, a predicted model, not a curated record